This is a messenger RNA of Rhopilema esculentum, 8525 nucleotides long. Its product is annotated as protein FAM149B1. The record is from RefSeq and is a predicted model, not a curated record. Lineage: Eukaryota; Metazoa; Cnidaria; Scyphozoa; Rhizostomeae; Rhizostomatidae.
UCCUCACUUCUCCAUUCUAUCUUUCCCUUGUUAGGGCCUAGCAGGUUCAUGAGCCUUUUUCUGACAUCAUCAAAUUAAGUAAAUCUGAUUAAAGAACCUUUUUAACUGAGUUUUCAAAUUUCGCCAUCAUGCAUCAUUAGCCUGUUUCCUUAUCUUUCCUGCUAUCCUAUGAAAACGUUUGAAUCACAUUUGGUAAAAAUGCUUGAAAAAGGGCGAGUAAUUAUCUAACUAGACUACAAAUACAAAUUAUGUUUAAAAAGUAACAUUUUCAUUACAUAAGGCCUUGGCUGAAAGCUUAAUUUUUUUGCUCUUAAGCUAUAAUGCUUAUUAUGUAUUUAACAUUUCCUAUAGUGACGAAAAUUACAGCUGCCAAAAUUUUGGUUUCUUUAUAGUGCAUUUGGAUCCUUUUCUUUACCCUAGAACUCAAAAAAAUUUUGUUGUAUUUUAAACUCCCAAGUAGGUUUUGUCUGAACACCUAGCAUGGACGAAAGCAACAGUGUUUUCAGUAAUUUUGUAGGAAUAUUUUUCAAACUACUCUCUGAGCAGAAUUUUUUUUUGAAUAUGAGAAAUAUAGUUAAAAUAAUUUGGUGAUAAUUAAAAAGCCAAAACAUGGCAUUUGUUUUGAGAUUGAGAGAAAAUAUUGAGAUACAGCACUUGCUUUUAUAAGGUGGGUCAGCCUUAUCAAUGUACCAGGGUAUUUUUGUACUUCAGUUGUCAGUAUUUCAUCUGCCAGCAAAUCUCCUUCCAUUGGACUGGAACUAAUGUCAUGCCAUUGGCAAAUUUGCCUACUUUCCUUUUAUCUUUAGAACACUCUUGAUAGUAAAAGUCCAGCAGUUUUUCUAUUUUACUCAGCAAAUCUCAGCUGACAACCAUAGGAUGCACAGCUGGGAAAACUCCAUGCCCCUGAGGAAUAUGGAAAGAUGCAAUAAAAAAUUAGACUUCCCAGUUAUUGUAGCACUUUCUUGGUGGCUUAAAGCAGACUAAAUAGUUUCUGACAUUACACCCAUAUACCUGUCCAAGUGUGAAUAGAAAUGCACCAAUUAUUGAGUGACUAUCAAGACAUUUUUAAGUUGGGAUUUUUAAUGUGCAGAUAGGCAAUGUACAUACUCUGCAAGUGGAAAAAAGGCUGUUUUGCAAUACAUUAUCACGUUUUUUGUGAACUACAACCAACCAAGGUAAUCAUAUUUAAUUAGGACCAAAAUGGGCUACACAUUUCACUGUUUUUCUCUGGUUUACAGUCAUAUUUCAUAAAUGGAAGCAACAAAGUUUUAGAAAAUACUCUUUUACCGGUAGUUUUUAAAGCUCUUUGACAAAAGCAAUUUUAUCAUUUAAGGAACAACUUUUUGUGGCAGCAGUUUUUCCUUACAGCUUUGCAUAUCAGGAGAUGCAAGCUUUACAGUUGUGCCUGAUCCGAUGCUAUUUUCUUUUCAGGCUUCUUUUAUCAUUUCGCAUUAUCAUUGCCUUUUCAAACUUUAAACAAACAAUCUGAUUAGCUUAUAACCUUUUUAAUCCUUUUUGUCCUGGUGUUUUGAAUUGUUUUCUUUAAGAAUGCCUCAUAACUUUAUCUGAAAACCUUUUGUUAUCAUUUGGUUUGAUUAUUUUAUCAAAUUAGAGUUUUUAUUUAAAAUUUUAAAGGAAAAGUGCUACUUUAAAAUGCAUUUGUGCUUGUAAAUCAGCGGUUCUAAAUGGGUUACCAUGGCUAAAUAAUGUAUGGUAUUAUGUCCUAGGAUAUGUUGUUGGGUAGCCUCUAAGUAAAGAAACCAGAAGAAUAAAGGCAAAAUGAAACACGACCAUAAGCUUGCAUUUCAUUGGCUUAAAUUCCACUAUUAUCACAGGCUGUGAUAGUAUAAAUCUCAUAACUGUGUUCUUUGAAGUUAUUGAAGAAGAAAGUGUCAAUAAAUCUUUUUAUUUUUGUAACAAGAUGUCAUGCCAAAUUACAUCCCUUCUGAAAAAGGUUAGAUUGAGCUUUUUAUCUCCAAACCAAAUUGGAUUAACUUGUAUGGAAACUUUAUGGAAAAUUUAUUAAGGUAAAAGACCUUGAUAAAACAUUAAUACAUUGAAUUUUGCUUUCUUGCCAGCAGAUAGAACUCAUGUUAAAUAAAAUAGUUGAAUGAUAAUAGCAUUAAGCAUGGAACUCGGAGUUGCAACUUAGAGCCACACUGCUCUAUCUACCAAAGCGUGAGAGAAAUCAAAUGUUUCAGUUCAUGAUUACAUCCUUUAGUGAUUAAAAACAAUUUUUAAUCAAUUAAGGAGAAUUAUGUCAUCAGCUGCCUUAAAUAGUAGUGAACAGGCAGUGCCGUUGGUUGAUAAUAAGCAACAGAAAACUGCAGAGAUUCAAGAGGGUCAUUUGUCACUAUUGAAUGCAGUGGUUAUUGGAUCUUUUUUGUUGUCAAAUGUAUUGUUCUCCUAUACAAUUGACAACAACGAAUGCACGAGGUCACUCUCAAAGCAUUGAUUAACAGCAAAGGGUCGCUUUAAUUGUUAAUGUUUUGAACCUAGAUAAAUUGUUAUAAAGAUUUUAACAGAACCUGCAGCUUAUUUCUUAUCAUCAAUCAGAGAACAAAACCCGCAGGGACUCUCAUAAAGAAAAAAAAACGCGACAUUGUUGGAUGUGAUAUCAUCCCGAAAGUUCAGAUCACUCCUUUUCAUUGGUUUGAUCUAGCUUUUUAUGUCAGUCUUGUAGUUGAAAACACCAUGCUUGGUCGAUCAAAGACACAUCAUUCCUAGGCGUGUCUCUGGCCCCGAAUUUUUCGCAGCACAUAAUGUGUAGCACUGGUUUUGCUGAGAUCAUUUUGAUCAAGUUGUUUCAAGAAUUUCCAUUGUAGGCAGUAAGAUGGAAGCUUCUGCUGUCCGUCCAAUAGCGAACUGUUCCAUACGCUUUCAGUUGCACUGCUUAAGAUAAUUACGCCACUGAUUACGUUAUAGCAAAGCGUUUGACAGCAUUAUUCCGCAGAGUUGGCGGAAUCCUCCAAAUAUUUAUCUGAUUUGUUAUUUCAUUUGUAUAGAUAUUGAUUUGAUAAGACGACAUUCUUUUUCAUUGCAGUAGGUGAGGAUUUUGGUUUUGUUGCUAUGGCGUGGUAUUUAGAAUACACACAAGUAUUAACUUCAUUUACCAUGACCCAGUAGCAACAAACUCCAUUUACCACGACCAGGUUGCUUGAAAUCUCUUAGGCUAAGUGAGAAAUCAUAUUGUCAAGUUAGAAAUUUCAUGCAAUUUAUCACCGAGACGUUUAAUUAAUUUGAAGGAAUUCUUAAGACCUUUUCUUAGCACAACCUUGAGAACUAUAUUUGCCUUAGAUUCAGCUGCCAUGACUUUUUAUCAAAUAUAAACUUAGCCGGGUUAUGCAGUUUGUUUUUCGCUGCUAGUAAUUUAAUUCACGUUUCAAAACUAUAUCGUUUUUCCAGAAUUGAGUAUCACGUUUAAAACAAUUUACUGUCACUAAUGUCACUAACCGUUUAAUGCUUUCUCCCUUAGUUUGUCAUGACAUAAAAAACCUAGAAUACUCGCAGUGGUUUCUUUCACUCAAUAACUUCAGCCUUUUUUCUUGCAAAUUUUCAAUAGUUUAAAAGUAGCUUGGUUAACUGGACUUGUUUCUGACGUUUUUUCAGUGAUUGUGGCAUGCUAUGACAAAGAACAUGAAAUCUGUUUGUUAAAACAUCAUACUGCAUGAAAAUAAAAAAACACUGUUAACUUCUCCUAGCGUAAAAAGACAGUUACAGUUACGCAUGCCUUUGUCACUUUAAUUUCAGGUCUCUCGUUGUGACCGGGAGCCGUUUACGUGGGAAGUCUUUAGAGAUGUUCAAGAUAAACGGGUCUUCAAGGACUUUUCUCAAAAGGAUUUCUGUCAAAGGAGCGCAAGAUCUUUUCGGUGUAAAACACCGCCAGAUUUGAUGUAUUUUGUGUUUCUAGGAUAAAAAGUAAAGGGAUCCUGCUACAAGAUUCUUUUUGUACUGUGCUACAGAACUGCUGUCUUGUAUAUCAACAUAGCAUUAUGCAGGAAGUCUCAAUCGUGCUUAUCCUCCACAGUAUAGGAAAGUUUGUUGAAGAGAUUUCCUUGGGAAAAGUUCCGUUUACUUCUUUAGUGUGUACAGAUUUUCGCCCCUUUGUAACGGUUUCCAAUGUAAUGUUGGAAGGAAGGUUGUAAAGCAACCAACUCAAUCAAGUCGCAGUUGUUGUUGUGUAGGGGAGUCUUUGUGUAGGGGAGUCUUUGUUAAGGGGAGUUAUGAACGGUCUAGAGAAAGAAAAUAUGAAUUUUGAAUGCCGAUUAUUAGAAUAAGCAUGAUAAAUUCGUUUUUCUGAGAUCGCUACGCUGUCUAUUGGCCUAUAUUUUUAAGAUCAAGCCUUUUUUAAGAAGGUAGCAUAUGCUUUGUUAGUCUCGCUCUCAUUAAUGCGCGUGUUUUAUCGUAGGCAGACCUUACUAUUCUUUCUUUCGCCUUUUUAGUACUGCACUUAGCAUUCAAUUUGUUUCUGUUUAUCUUUGAUGUUUGGUAGAGCUUACAUUUAUUAACGUGCAUCAGUAUGAAAGUGUUAAUUUCGUUGCUUUUUCAAGCGACGCAGGUCACAACCGCUUUCAGUCGGCCCUCUUUGUGUAAAUUGGUUUGUUUCCCACAGCGUAAGAAGCUAUGAGAAGAUUUAUAAUUGUAUUUGAUAAUUUCUUAGGGUGUGCAUAGUUCUGGAAUCCUGACUUUGCUUUUUUCUUUGAUGUGUUAUUAAGGGAAACACUUUACUCCUAGUCAGUAAACUACAUCGGGUAAUUUUUUCGAUUCAAUUAUUGGCUAAUUUUGAAUGACGACGCACCGUAUUUAAUUAUUUAACACCAUAUCAGAAGAAGAUUUGACUUCGGUCCUCUUCUUAUCUGUAACUGGUCCCAGCAUAAAGAGCGGAACAAAAGAAGUGGGAUCUUCAGGCGCUAGAAUUAACCUUUGCUGUUUAUUUGAGAAUUUUUUACCUAAAACCCUUGUGUAUGAAAUGCAAGAAAACUUCGCCCCUGCUCGUCAUGGCGUCAAAUUUUAGCAUACCAUGCUUAUUUAUUAACGAAUCUCUCAAGAUGGCUGCUACUCGCUGAAAUUGUCUCAUUUCCUGCUCGUUAAAGCUUGAACUUUUGCCAGUAUAGUUAACUGUACGGUUGCAAAACGCAAUGCAGUUUCGUCUAUGUCUUUUUCACAUCUGUAUGAUCAGUAUCGCAUCGCAAGGUUCCUUUCAUAUUGUUUGUCAACGGCGGGCCAUGAAAUGCAUCGUUGAGCCGUUCAGGAAUGCUGCAUAGAGAGAAGUUUUAAAACAAAUGAACCAGCUUGCUGUCCGUAGAGAUCUGAUACGGGGAAAUCACUGGUAAAAGAAACCAGUUAUUGUCUUUGAGUAUUAAUCGUGCCAUUCGAAUGACGUUUUGCUUCUUAAUAAGCCAAAUUAUAACGAUUCCUUUCACUCACUUGUCUACUGUUUCGUCCGAAUAUUUAUCAGCUUCACCCUUUAUUUUGCUUAAUAGGAUCUGUUCCUUUAAUCCUGGAAUAAAAGCUAGUCCGUGUUUUAGCUUGAAACCGACUUUCAAUCACAUAGUUCUACCCAUGUUUAUAUUUACAUUGUUACGAGCGAAUGAUAUACCUGGUUUUGCUGAAGUCUAACCAGUUGUAAGGAAACCAACGCGUGCAUAGUUGUUAUUGUUACUGCGAUUUCGAUCACAGUCAAGUUCCUGGUGGCUUUGGAAACAGUCAUGCAUACUAGAGCCCGAAUGGAAUGGCGAUUUAGCGCGUUCGUUGUGCGGAGGUGCCAUGCUGCAAAACGCUGUUGCUGAACGCUAUAAGAUGGGUUAUCAUGCUACUCGCCAGAACCCCUUCAAGCCAAACCCAACUAGUCGUAUGCAAAGGUACCCCGUACUGCUGCUUCAAGGUCGUGGUAUCUCCAAGAGCAGUAUAGACAGUUUACAGCCGCUACCCGAACGUCCUGAAGAACAGGUUCGCCUGGCAUACUAUGGCAAAUUGCCUUCUACAAAGCAAGACAGCUUGGAUGCUUCAGAUUUCGAAUACAGAGGACUUGAGUCCCCAUUACCCCUUGAUAAAGAGAGUGAAUGCUUACGGGAAAGCCUCGAUUCUAGCAGAGACCAAUCGGAGCUGUCAGACAGCAACACGUGGUCUGUAUGCACGGGCAAUUUAACUGGCAGAAGCAGCGUGUACAGCUGGGGAAAUGAUGAUGAGUUUGACAGACAAGCGUCUGCAACUGUCCGGCAAAUGUUCGACGAGAUUGACGAACUGCUUUUUGAAGAAAACGAAUCCAAAGAAAAUGACCCUUUGACAUUAGAGUGCAAAGAAUGGUCGACGAAUUUUCAUCAUAUGAGGGUAGUCGGCAGCCAACUGCUGUCACCAGACGACACUGGAACACAGUUCAUUGUCACAAGCGAAAAGGACAGAGUUGGCCCUUAUAUGCGACCAGAUACCGCGAUAACUGCCAUUUCUCUUGAUGACGUCACGGCUGAGACACUCGCUGCUACUUUCAACGGACUUUCUUUAAGCGGGCAGAGAAUCGAACCUGCAAUACCGCCUUCGAUGCAUUCGAGUAUAAAUUCAGAAGAUAAUCAUUCUAAUCCAUAUUCACAUUUGGAAGAAGAAAUUUACGCGGCAGAUGGCGACCUAGAAGAAUAUUUUGCCUAUGAUACCGAAUUUGUCGAGCCAUGGGAUACAGCUAAGGACGAAAGGAAAAGCAAGAGGAACAAGCAGUGUGGUUACCCCCCGGUCACCCCACAUGCCUCUGCCACUGACAGUCUCAUCAGUGAAGCAUUCGAUCGCCUUUGGAUUGAGGCUGUGCAAAGCCUUCGAGCGUUGCUGCUUCUGUUUACUGAGAGGUCGUCAGGGGAAUACGCAAAGUCCCUACUGCCGGCUCAAGUUCGACAAAGCGAAAAUUCAUCGGUCCGGACAUUUUCCAGAGAUUCUUCCUUCCGGACGGGUAAUUUCUCCUCUCAGUUUGGAUUCAAGUCAUUUUAUGGUGCUCCUCCACACAUCUCUGAUGCGAUGGGCCUAAAUGAAUUGAUGCUGAUUAGGUCGUUGUCGUUACGACACCGAGAUUCAACGGCUUCUACCAUGGCGCCUAGAGAUGAAGACUACUCCGCCCCUAUGUCCAGCCACGAACAGUUCAGGCCAGUCUCGAGUAAUUUCCCGAUCACAAAAGGUUUCCAUAACAACAUUGGUAUGCACCAAUCGGACCACCAACUGUACGGAAAGAUGGCGACUGCAAAAGCCUAUAAGAGAUCAGGAAGGCUUCAACCGCUGCAACCAAUGGAUCGCAUUAAAACGCCAGGAACUCUGCAGGACAAUGACGUCAUCGGAGAAAUGGUCAUCGGUACGAGGCUUCAUACUGCUGGAGAUCACAGGGCACCAAUCAACAACUUGCCAGCUUUUUCUCCGCAGUUAUGGGGUGCGAAAAAUGGAGCUUUGCCGCCAAUAGAGAGACCGGAUUCGGCGGAAACAUUGUCAAGUUUAGCGAAAGACCAAACAAGAAGUCCGAAGCAACGUCAACAUGUUUUUAAUAAGAGGGCAUCGAGUGCAGCAACCAAUGAGACAAGGCGUACUUCUCAUCGUGAAAAGGUUGCUGUGUUCCCAGACUCAAGACCGAAUACAACACACACAUUUCGCUCGGACACACCAGCGAGUGAAACUGCAAAGCGACUCCAAACUCAAGAGAAAACGUCGAACCUAUCUACCGGGAACCAUUUCCCAACUUCGGCGUCAGAGCCUAACGAAAAUUCUAUUGGAAUGAUACAGGGUGUCAGUCUAGCCCUUGGGACACAUCACCAAUCGACAAAAACUGUUUCGUUUGAAGAAGACGUCGAGGAGUUUAAUAAUUUUGCCACUUGGGGAAGCGGAACGCCAUUAUUGCAUCAACAUCACCAGAAACGACGACGAACUAAUGUGAGGUAGCAUGAGAACAAUUUUCAAUUCGAGAAGCUGAAAUGAUAUUUAGUGUACAUAUAUAGGAAAUAAUUUUAAGGGGUUGCUUGCCGAAUAGAUCUAUUUAACGUAGGUGAAUGACAAACAGUUAGAGAAGUGCGUGCUUUUGAAGCAUAAACUUAUUGAUUCCCGCUACUGCUAGAAACAGGAUACCCAACGAGCGAGCCUACACGAUGCUAAACAGGCGUAUGAUCCAUAGUUAUGUCUUUCCAUUCUGUCUCUUCUCUUCAAAUUUGGAACAAACUUUCAGUGAAAACUUUCAAAAGAAUUCACUUCAAAAUGUAAGAUCACCAUUAGUCGAUUCUUUUUGGUCUCUUCUCUUUGGGCCCUGCGCGACUAGUAAUGCAGAAAACAUGGAAAGUUAAAUAAUGGUUAAUCUUUUGUAAAUAAAUGUAAAAUGGAAGUUAUCAUAACUAGCCAAAAAUUAAUUGAAGAUCUAAUUAAAGGUCGAAGUCUUUUAUGGACAAAAGUUUGUCAAAGCGUUUCUCUGUUUAAGAAUUGUAUCAUAUGUCGAGGAUUGUAUUUUCGGAUAUUUAAUCUUUAAUUUAUAAAUUGUUCGUGAAAUAUCUUGCAGAAAAGAAAAAUAUGAA